UGCACAUGGGUUUCGCAAUGCUCGUCGUAUGUAUGUAGGCUUUAUUAAUUUGAUUAUGUGAAUCCCCUGCUAGUUUCCUAUUUUAGGCCAACAGAACCCAACCGAGCCUCCAAUUACCCUCUCCAGCAGUUUUGACCGUUUCAGCACCUCUCUCUCUCUCUCUCUCUCUCUCUCUCUCUCUCUCUCAUCCAUAGUUCUAAGCCUUUCACCAGAAGAAAGGAAAACAAUAACCUUAUCGGGAUCAAUGGACAAUGCAGAUCAAAUGGGCAACGGGGAAUUUGUGAAGUGGAUUCUCGAAGGCAUUGAGAUUGACGAAAUGGCGGAUGUGUCCUCUGACGAUGAUGAUGAGCAGCCAAGCACGGUGUCGAGAAACACAAGUCAAAAAUCUUUCGCAAGAAACGCAAGCAGUCUCAGGAACAGGAAUAGAAUUCCAGGUCCCACCAUCCCUAAAAUGGAAAGGUUGCGAUCAGGGGCCGCAAAAGGGCUCAAAAGCCUAAGGUUCCUCGACAGGACAACCACGGGGAAGGAAGGGGAUGAGUGGAAGUCUGUGGAGAGACGGUUCAAUCAACUUGCAACUGAUGGGAGACUCCCUAGGGACAAAUUCGGAGCCUGCAUUGGGAUGGGAGAUAGCAAGGAAUUCGCAGGGGAGGUAUUUGAUGCCUUGGCAAGGCGUAAGAGGAUUGAUGCUACCAAUGGGAUAAGUUUUGAGGAAUUGCGAGAGUUCUGGGAAGAUAUGUCGAGUCCAUGCCUAGAUGCACGACUUCAAAUAUUUUUUGACAUGUGUGACAAGAAUGGUGAUGGGAAGCUCUCAGAAGAGGAAGUUAAGGAGGUGAUAGCGAUCAGUGCCUCUGCGAAUAAGCUAUCGAAUCUCAAGCAACAUGCCGCAUCCUAUGCAGCUUUAAUCAUGGAGGAGCUUGAUCCUGACCAAUUAGGAUAUAUUGAGAUGUGGCAACUCGAAACUCUACUUAGAGGUAUGGUGAGCUCCGAAGAAACCAACAAAAUGGCGAAGAAGACGCAGACACUUGCAAGAACCAUGAUUCCCAGACUAUACAGAACACCCGUAAGCAAAUUCCUAUCUAAAGCCUCAGAAAAGAUCCAUGAGAACUGGAGAAAGAUAUUGGUGCUCGCAUGGUGGUUAACCAUAAACCUAAUCCUCUUUGUUUGGAAAUUCAACCAAUACAAACACAAAAGUGCAUUCCAAGUCAUGGGUUAUUGCCUUUGCUUCGCCAAAGGGGCUGCCGAAACUCUGAAGUUCAAUAUGGCUCUCGUUCUCCUUCCAGUAUGUAGAAGAACCCUGACAAAGCUCAGAGAAACAAUCCUGGGUACGUUCAUCCCAUUCGACGAAAACAUUAACUUUCAUAAGUUAAUCGCCCUGGCAAUCGUUAUAGGGACUUGCAUUCACACAUUAAUGCACGUGACUUGUGAUCUCCCGAGAAUAACGUAUUGUCCUCAUGAUAAGUUCAUUGGAAUUCUUGGACCUGCGUUCAGUUACAAGCAGCCAGAUUACCAAGACCUCCUUCAGAGUAUUCCGGGAGUAACAGGGAUUUUGAUGAUCAUUCUGAUGGCUUUUACCUUUACACUGGCAACACAUUCAUUCAGAAGGAACGUUAUCAAAUUGCCAUGGCCUUUCCACCAUUUGGCAGGGUUUAAUGCUUUCUGGUACACCCAUCAUUUGCUGGUCAUCGUCUUCGCCCUCCUCAUCAUCCAUGGCUACUUCUUAUUUCUCACCAGAGAGUGGUACAACAAAACGACAUGGAUGUAUGUAACGAUCCCAGUUAUUCUAUACGCCGGAGAGAGAAUCCUUACAUCAGUUCAAGAUCACAAUUACCGGGUCAAUAUAAUCAAGGCUAUAGUAUACACAGGAAACGUUCUAGCACUAUACAUGAGCAAACCUCCUGGAUUCAAGUACAAAAGUGGGAUGUACAUCUUUGUCAAGUGCCCAGAUAUAGCAAGUUUUGAAUGGCAUCCCUUCUCAAUAACUUCUGCACCCGGAGAUGACUACUUGAGUGUCCACAUCCGUACCUUAGGAGACUGGACUACAGAGCUUAAAAACCAAUUUGCACAGGUCUGUGAGCCUCCAUCAACACAACCAAGAGGAGGUCGUCUAGUUAGAAUGGAAACAAAAGCAAGCUCAAAAUUUGACCAUACACAAGCAAGAUAUCCAAAGAUCCUCAUCAAAGGACCAUACGGAGCACCGGCUCAAAACUUCAAGAAGUAUGACAUUCUCCUUCUCAUUGGCCUGGGAAUUGGAGCAACUCCAAUGAUCAGCAUCCUCAAAGAUCUUCUAAACCAUAUGAAGCAGAAUAACACUAACAAAGUCAAGGAAGAAGGAUAUCCACUUGAGGAGUAUAAGAACAGCCCAGAAAGAGCUUAUUUCUAUUGGGUGACAAGGGAACAAGGAUCUUUUGAAUGGUUCAAAGGUGUCAUGGAUGAUAUUGCAGACUAUGACCAAAAUCAUAUAAUAGAAAUGCAUAACUACUUGACUAGUGUGUAUGAAGAAGGAGAUGCACGAUCUGCACUCAUCGCCAUGGUGCAGUCUCUGCAGCAUGCUAAAAAUGGAGUUGACAUUGUCUCAGAAAGUCGGAUAAGAACACAUUUUGCAAGACCCAAUUGGAGGAAAGUGUUCUCUCAAUUAGUAAACACCCACCCAUCCUCACGGAUUGGUGUUUUCUACUGCGGAAGCCCUACUCUUACCAAACUACUCAAGAAGCUUUGCCAGGAGUUUAGCCUAAAUUCAUCCACCCGUUUCCAAUUCCACAAGGAAAACUUCUAGUAGAUAAUCUGACAAGUCUUACAAAUUUGUAGGUUCCAAAUUAAAUCAACUACGUUGCUUCCUCCGUUAACAAUCGGUACAAAAGAAGAAAAGUUGUUAUACGAAGGACAUUUCGGAUUGGACUUUCCUAGGAUAUCGCUUAACCUAGAGAAUAUGCAUUCACUUUAAACUUGCAUGUGGCAUUCCUCUUGCUCACACAACUAAGUUCUUGACAUGAAUAAGCUUCCAAGCGCCAUGACUCUUGCAAAUUUCACCAAACCA
This is a messenger RNA of Rhododendron vialii, 3034 nucleotides long. Its product is annotated as putative respiratory burst oxidase homolog protein H. The coding region runs from base 245 to 2773 and encodes 842 amino acids. Gene Ontology annotation, molecular function: calcium ion binding; peroxidase activity; NAD(P)H oxidase H2O2-forming activity. The record is from RefSeq and is a predicted model, not a curated record. The transcript is spliced from 14 exons. NCBI's taxonomy places the organism in Eukaryota, Viridiplantae, Streptophyta, Magnoliopsida, Ericales, Ericaceae. Gene Ontology annotation, cellular component: plasma membrane.